GGCACGGCCAGUCAGUCGCUCGCAGCCCCCGAGCCGAGGCAGGCCCGACCCGACCGGAGCGGAGCGCGGGCGCGGACGGAGCUCUGCCGUGGGCGUUGGUGUGUGUGUGUGUGAGUGUGUGAGUGAGUGAGUGUGUGUGUGAGUGCGUGAGUGUGUGUGUCCGCGAGGCGCGGCGCGGCGCAGCGUAGUGCGGUGUGCGUGUGUGGUGCGGCCACACUGUGUGGCGGGGAUCGGGUCUGGGAGUGUCCCCCGGUGAGCCCCACCCGGCCCCACCCCGUCCUCGCCUACCUCGCGCUCUGGACACUGCAGGAUUAACCCCGGAGCGCGUGCGUGCGUGCGAGCGUGCGUGUGUGUAUGUGCAGCAGGGUGGGGCCACAGGCAGGCUCCAACCCUCCGGGCUCAAGCCUCCAGGCCCCGAGCGCUCCGGCCCCUGGCCCUCGGCCGUCGUUCCCCAUGUGCGGCUGAGACCCGGGACGGGGUCCCACACCAGCUUCCGUCACGUUCGUGAAGGCAGGCAAGAAGAUGGGGUGCGCAAUGUCGGCGGAGGAGCGCGCCGCGCUGGCGCGGUCCAAGCAGAUCGAGAAGAACCUGAAGGAGGACGGGAUACAGGCCGCGAAGGAUAUCAAACUAUUACUCUUAGGUGCCGGAGAAUCGGGGAAAAGUACUAUAGUGAAACAAAUGAAGAUUAUCCACGAGAGCGGGUUCACAUCAGAAGACUUCAAGCAGUACCGACCCGUGGUCUACAGCAACACAAUUCAGUCACUCGUCGCCAUUUUAAGGGCGAUGCCCAACCUAGGUAUUGCCUUCGCAAACAAUGAAAGAGAGACGGACGCUAAAAUGGUGUUCGACGUCAUCCAGAGAAUGGAGGAUACGGAGGCAUUUAGUGAGGAACUUCUAGCAGCAAUGAAACGUCUCUGGAGUGAUAGCGGGAUGCAGCAAUGUUUCCAGCGGUCCAACGAGUAUCAGCUCAACGACUCGGCCAAGUAUUUCCUGGAUGACCUGGACCGACUGGGUGCGAAAGACUACCAGCCUACAGAACAAGACAUUCUGCGCACAAGAGUCAAGACCACCGGCAUCGUAGAAGUCCACUUCUCGUUUAAAAACUUAAAUUUCAAAUUGUUCGACGUAGGAGGACAGCGGUCGGAAAGAAAAAAAUGGAUCCACUGCUUCGAAGAUGUAACAGCCAUCAUCUUCUGCGUGGCCAUGUCAGAAUACGACCAAGUCCUACACGAGGACGAGACCACGAACCGUAUGCAAGAAAGUUUGAAGCUUUUCGAUAGUAUCUGCAACAACAAAUGGUUCACGGACACUUCCAUCAUCCUUUUCCUCAACAAGAAAGAUUUGUUCGAGGACAAGAUCAAGAAGUCGCCGCUAACCAUUUGCUUCGUCGAGUACGGAGGUGCCCAGGAGUACGGCGAGGCCGCUGCCUACAUCCAGGCCCAGUUUGAGGCCAAGAACAAGUCCACGACGAAGGAGAUCUACUGCCACAUGACCUGCGCCACGGACACCAACAACAUCCAGUUUGUGUUCGACGCGGUCACAGAUGUCAUCAUAGCCAACAAUCUGCGCGGCUGCGGCCUCUAUUAGAUAGGCGCGUAUUAAGGGGGGAGGGGGGGACCACCCCCUAUGUCGGUAGCCUCCUUAAAGGUAGGCAAUUUGAGCUAUAAAACCUCUGUAUAUAGGCAACUUGCUCUACGCCGCCCCCUCUGUCGGCCAGCCCUUAAUACGGCCCCGCAACAAGCGCCUUUUCUAAACAAAAAAAGACUCUUGGACCAUCUUCAUCAUUGAUCGCUCCUUUGGCCCACCCACCCUCGUCGAACACGACUUGUUUUUUUAGGGGCUCGGAUUGUGCGCCACGUCUCGUCUCUAAUUCAUUUUCGGUGUACAUAAGUGUCUCUUUUAGUGUCUUGAAUGACCUUCCUGCUUUGGACACCUUCCUAUCAUUUUUGAAUGUUUCCCCCGUAUUGUUUUUUGUUCAACCAUACGCAAUAAAAUAUGAAAAAAAAACUUGUGAGUUUCGGACCAAGUCGGCCGGCUCUGGCUUUGGCCCGUGCGUUGGCCCAGGCUGGCGGGGACGACAAAACUGCUACAGUUUGCUAAUUUGAUAAUUCUAGUUUCUCUCUAUUAAAAAAAAAGAAAUUUGUCGUUGCGCCGUGUAUCAAAGACGGGCACGGCUCCCUAUAUCUCUUGGAAUGUAUUUAUAAAACGAAACAAAUUGUAAAUUUCAUAGAGCAAAAGCCAUUAUUCUAAUUAUUAAAUAUUACAAUUAAUUAAUAAUUGUGAAAGAUUUGAAAACUGCCACUGUUCUUUCCGUGUCAAAUCUAGUGCUCCGUUGUUGAGGUCUAUCUUGGCUUCCUAAGGAGCACUAGUGUUGUACAGUUUUGUUCGGUUGGUAGUUCCACAAGGGAGUGAAGUGCCAAUGCGUGUUCAGUUAGCGUUCAGCCCGAUGUCCUGAGAGACUCUCCGCCGAGGUUCAUGGUCGCUACGACGUCCCUGCGACGUCUUCUGACAGUCGUCGGAACGCUGUCGGGGCGUCGCACCGCCCGGUAUUCUUUUCGGAUUCUCCUUCGCGAUCAGGCGUGUUUUUUUGUUUUAAGUAAGUCACUACGUUGGUAGCUCGUUUUCACAGUCACUGAGUUAUCACAUCCUCCUCCUCCUCCUCCUGUCGAUUUUGUAACUAGCAUGUUUUCCUCACUAUUGCCUUCAUUACUUUCCAUUUUUCACAGCUUGUUCACUCCUCGUUUGUACUUUGUUGUCUUGCGGGCACAAACGAGGAACAUACGGUGAAUCAGGUCUCCUUAUGCAGACAUUUAUACGUACAUUGUCAAAGGUUUUGUCCAAUCAUUGUACAUAGUAGUAAGUUUUAUUUUGUUGCUAUUGUAGAAAAUAUUUUAAAAAGUUUUUUCAUGUUUCUUUUGCGGCUUUGUGACGAGAGGAUAUCCUAGAGUUAGUAAAUAAGUCUUAUUAUCUAGUCAUACGGGUUUGUCUUGCUGUGCUACCCGAUCUCUCUAUCCUUAUUUUCUUGCAGCACAAAGUGUGUUGUUUUGAUUAAACGUGACUAAAUUUCUCAUCCGCAAAAGACUUUCCACUUUGCCUUUCAUUUUUUAUCAUUACAAAAAAAAAGUACUUGCCUCGUGUUAUUGUUGUUGUUUUGUUGCGUUCAUUUUAUUGCGUUCAGACAUAUGAUUGCAAAGCAGUUGUUUAAAAAGCGUCUCGAAUAUUUGCGUUUCCGAACUCAUUCCUUGGCGGAUCAGGACAUUCCAUACUUUCGGCUAAAUCCUUAUUACGUUUCGGAAACGCGCAAAAUUUGAAUGUAGACGCUGGUAGACCGCACAACGCCCAAAGGAUCCUGCUAGUCGAGUGAACUGCCCUUUGUGUAUUUCAUGCUGAAACUCAAUUUCAAUUUUCGCUGGGCCACUUUACAACUUCGAAAGCCUUGUAGUCGUCAUUUUUAUUAUUUCAUAUGUAAGACUGUGCACAAUUUGUUUCUUGUUAUUGCUCUUUCACUGUGCUAUGAUGCGACUGGCAAUAUAUGCUAACGUUUCAUAAUUUUAAAUUAAUAUUUACCAUUGUUACUCUUCUUUUAAGUAAACAACGUGUUAAUUUCUGCGUCGCUCGACCCCACUUGGAACCCUUGUGUUCCAGGUACCCCUAGAUACGUUUCACGUACCUGUCAAGUACCUAUCAGGACUUACUAGCCACACUGGUACAACUUAUUGCAUUUAUUUAGCGAGGCUUGGUCGAGCUUGGCCUUCACCCUUGGCUGGCAGAAACCUCCUUCUGUACAGUGUUUAUUGAGUGUUUCAGCUUGAAAUAUAUUUUGAAAAUACAUGUCUGAUUACAUAAUAUAUAUUUUUGAACAUCAUUCCAUAUAACAUUGCACAAUCCUUUAAAGCUUUGGUUGAUAUUUUUUAUGUAUAAUUUGCUGUUUUGUUUUAUGGGGGGCUCUAGCUCAGUGUUUCAUUUUUUUUCUACAAAUCAAUAAGGUUCGUGUUAAACAAAAAGCAGUGCCCUCCUUUGUAACAAACCCAUUGUUCGCCCUCCUUGUUUCUUCCAAAAAUAGACAGUCUGUUCAAACUUGGUAGAUAAUUUCCUUUAAAGUGCUCCUUUGUACAGUUCUGUAUUUAUAUCUAGUAAUUAUAGACAUGUUGUGAGUGUCCUUAGAACGAGGAGUGUGUCCGGGGUGUCUGCGUGGUGCGGAACGCGCGUGGCUUUCUGUCAUAGACAGUGUUUUGGAAUUGACUCACUCUAAAGUUCAAAUUAAACCUUCGGCCUUUUGUAUCUUUGUAUAACGAAAAUAGUUUGCUUUCAUGAAGCUUCUGUGACUGUUCUUGGAUCAAAGGUCAUAGAAGCAACAAAUUUUUGUGAGUUCCCUGCCAAUGCCUGUGUGUCCGCACCCGCCAGACCAAAAAGAUAAUAAACUGUCGUUCGACAAAACCUGUAAACAGUCUGUAAAGAUUUCAUUAGGUCCCCUUUGGGGUAUUACCAUUUCUUUAACUUGCACAUAUGGUUUCACAUCUUCUGAAUUGUUGCUUUGUUGUGAAAAAAAUGAAGAGAAUAACAAUAAAAUUACAUUAAGAUAAAAUUUAAAGUUCAUGUUUCAAAAAAUAACUGUAGAAUGAAUUAUAUGAUUAUUAUUGUAUAAACAUUCGGAAAAAUGUUGUUCUCUGCUAAAUGUAUGUUUCUAUGUGAUGUGAGUAAGAAAAAUAAAGAAAGUAAUUACUGUAAACCUUAUUAUUUAAA
Frankliniella occidentalis (western flower thrips) is the source of this 4743-nucleotide messenger RNA. RefSeq names its product guanine nucleotide-binding protein G(o) subunit alpha (gene Galphao). Gene Ontology annotation, biological process: adenylate cyclase-modulating G protein-coupled receptor signaling pathway. Bases 523 to 1587 code for a protein of 354 amino acids. NCBI's taxonomy places the organism in Eukaryota, Metazoa, Arthropoda, Insecta, Thysanoptera, Thripidae. Gene Ontology annotation, molecular function: GTP binding; G-protein beta/gamma-subunit complex binding; GTPase activity. Gene Ontology annotation, cellular component: heterotrimeric G-protein complex. The record is from RefSeq and is a predicted model, not a curated record. The transcript is spliced from 8 exons.